Fimicolochytrium jonesii is the source of this 3933-nucleotide messenger RNA. Its product is annotated as 5-methyltetrahydrofolate-homocysteine methyltransferase. The coding region runs from base 148 to 3873 and encodes 1241 amino acids. The record is from RefSeq and is a predicted model, not a curated record. Gene Ontology annotation, biological process: pteridine-containing compound metabolic process. NCBI's taxonomy places the organism in Eukaryota, Fungi, Chytridiomycota, Chytridiomycetes, Spizellomycetales, Powellomycetaceae. Gene Ontology annotation, molecular function: zinc ion binding; methionine synthase activity; cobalamin binding. The transcript has 2 exons.
GCUAAUAGCGACAUUCUCAUACGGCGCGUCGCAUCAACAAUCCCCCCUCCCGCAAGCCUUGCAGGGAGACCCUCGCAUUACCUUCUUCAAGCCUAUUGGAUUCUGUCGCCCGUAGGAGUUGGAGAAGAGCCGUUCCAAAAAAGUUAUAUGGUAGAUCCCACGACAAAGCCGCAAGGAAUGUUGUCGGUAGCAGAGAUCUCCACGUACCCGGUGGGCAAGGUGCCCGGCCAGGGUGCAAAAGUUGAAGCCUACCUUCGCAAGUCGCUGCAGGAGCGAAUCAUGUUCAUCGACGGUGCCAUGGGAACAAUGAUUCAGCGAUACAGGUUCUCCGAACAGGAUUUCAGGACGGAACGGUUCAAGGACCACCCGAAGGACUUCUUGAAGGGCAAUAACGACUUGCUGUCCAUCACCCAGCCCAAAGCAAUUUACGAGAUCCACUGCAAAUACCUGGAGUCCGGGUCGGACAUGAUUGAGACAAACACCUUCUCCUCGACAUCGAUCGCACAGGCCGAUUAUCUGAUGCAGGACCUCGUUUACGAGAUGAACAUCGAGUCGGCGAGAUUAGCAAAGAAGGCUUGCGAGGAGUACACGAAGAAGGAUCCCUCAAAGCCACGUUUCGUCGCGGGUGCCAUCGGUCCCACAAAUCAAACGUUAUCCAUCUCUCCGUCAGUCGAGAACCCGUCAUAUCGUGCGACAACCUUCGAUGCCAUGGUGGCUGCCUACGCCGAGCAGGUGCGAGGUCUACUGGAUGGUGGCUCUGAUGUCUUGCUGGUUGAGACGAUUUUCGACACAUUGAACGCUAAAGCCGCGCUAUACGCCAUCGACGUGGUGUUUGAGGAAGAUGGGUACGACAGGGUUCCCAUCCUGGUGUCUGGAACGAUUGUUGACCAAUCUGGACGUACGCUGUCUGGUCAGACCGGAGAGGCUUUCAUUGCCUCCGUCGGUCACAGUGAUCCAUUGGCCAUCGGACUCAACUGCGCUUUGGGUGCCGACCAAAUGUUGCCAUUCCUGCAAAACAUCUCCAAGAACAACCCCACUUUCAUUAUCUGUUAUCCCAACGCCGGUCUUCCCAACACCUUCGGAGAGUACGACCAAUCACCUGCGGACAUGGCAGAGCAGGUUCGACCGUUCGCCGAGUUGGGACUUCUGAACAUCGUUGGAGGAUGUUGUGGUACCACCCCCGACCACAUCAAAGCGAUCGCAGACAUGUGUAAAGGAUACGCACCCCGUGUGCCGCCCACGAUAGAUCCGGAAACGUUGAUCGUAUCCGGUCUCGAGACACUGAAGAUUAACAAGGAAACUGGAUUCGUUAACAUCGGAGAGAGAUGUAACGUCUCCGGUUCCCGAGUGUUUGCAAAGAAGAUCUUGAACGGAGCAUACGAGGAAGCCCUCGCCAUCGGACGAGCCCAAGUCGAAGCCGGAGCGCAGGUCAUCGACAUCAACAUGGAUGAAGGUCUCUUGGACGGCAAAGUCGCCAUCGCAAAGUUCCUUAACUACAUCGCCUCCGAGCCCGACAUUGCAAAAGUCCCCAUCAUGGUCGACUCGUCGAAUUUCGAGGUCGUCCUCGCCGGUCUCAAAUGCGUGCAGGGGAAAUGUAUCGUCAACUCGAUCAGUUUGAAAGAAGGUGAAGCCGAUUUCAUCAAAAAGGCGAAAAUCGUUAAGCGCUUCGGUGCCGCUGUCGUCGUUAUGGCGUUCGAUGAGACCGGUCAGGCCGUCGAAGCGCAGCGCAAGUACGAGAUUUGCGCGCGGUCGUAUAAGAUCCUGACGGAGGUUUGUGGGUUCAAGGGGUGUGAGAUUAUCUUCGACCCCAAUAUCCUGACUAUCGCGACGGGAAUGGAGGAGCAUAACCACUACGCUGUGGAGUUUAUUGAAUCCAACCGCUUGAUCAAGGCCAACCUCCCCGGUGCCAAGAUCAGCGGAGGUGUCUCCAACCUGUCGUUCUCCUUCCGUGGAAAGGAGGUACUCCGUCAGGCCAUGCACAGUGUGUUUCUGUACCACGCCAUCAAGGCCGGGAUGGACAUGGGUAUCGUCAACGCUGGUUUCCUGACCAUCUACGACGAUAUCCCCAAAGACCUUUUGGAAAUUUGCGAGAACGCCAUCUGGAAUAGGGACCCCGAGGUGACCGAGAAGCUUCUCGCCUAUGCCGAGACGCACGGAAAGGACUCGACAAAGUCCGCUGCUGAGGCUGAGGAGUGGCGCAAGGAAGACGUGGAGCAGAGGUUGAAAUACGCGUUGGUCAAGGGGAUCACCAAACACAUCAUCGAAGACACCGAGGAGGCCCGGCUGAACAAGGAACGGUACCCGCGACCACUGAACGUCAUCGAAGGCCCCCUCAUGGCCGGCAUGUCCGUCGUCGGAGAACUCUUCGGCGCCGGCAAGAUGUUCUUGCCGCAAGUCAUCAAAUCCGCGCGUGUGAUGAAGAGCGCCGUGGCGCAUCUGAUCCCGUUCAUGGAGGAGGAGCGGCUGGCCAACCUGGCUGCGGGCGGGAUCGACGACAGCGAUCCGAAUGCGGCGUAUAACGGGACGGUUGUCCUGGCGACUGUGAAGGGUGAUGUGCACGAUAUUGGCAAGAAUAUUGUUGGGGUUGUGUUGGGAUGCAAUAACUAUAAGAUUAUUGAUUUGGGCGUUAUGACGCCUUGUGAUAAGAUUUUGGACGCUGCGAUCAAGGAGCGCGCGGAUGUGAUUGGGUUGAGUGGGUUGAUUACGCCUAGUUUGGACGAGAUGGUGUACGUCGCCAAGGAAAUGGAGAGGAAAGGAUUGAAGAUCCCUCUCCUGAUCGGCGGUGCCACAACAUCCAAAAUGCACACCGCCGUAAAGAUCGCCCCCCGCUACUCCGAACCCGCCGUGCACGUCCUCGACGCCUCGCGGUCCGUCGUCGUAGUGUCCAACCUCCUCGACGGCAAGGUCCGUGAAGACUUUGUCGACGACAUUGCAGACGAAUACGAGGACCUGCGUGCCGAGCACUACGAAGGGCUGAAGGAUCGGCGGUACCUGACCCUCGACGAGGCGAUGAAGAAGCGGGCAAAGAUCACCUGGGACCAGGCCACCGUGCCAUGCAAGCCCAAGUUCUACGGAAGCAAGUCGUUCAAGGAAUACGACAUAAAGUCGCUGAUCCCAUAUAUCGACUGGAACCCCUUCUUCCAGACAUGGCAGCUGCGUGGAAAGUACCCCAACCGUGGGUUCCCCAAGAUCUUCAACGACGAAACCGUCGGCGAGGAAGCAAAGAAGCUGCACGACGACGCCAUGGAGAUGCUAAACACCAUCGUCGAAGAGAAGAUCCUCUCCGCGCGUGCCAUCAUCGGGUUCUGGCCCGCAGCGUCGAUAGGCGAGGACAUUGAGAUCUUCUCCGACGACAAGAACCUUAACACACCGGUCGCGACAUUCUACGGGCUCCGUCAACAAGCCGAGAAGGACGCAGAUAACGACGAGCCAUACUACUCCCUCUCCGACUUCAUCGCGCCCAAAACAACCAAGAUUCUCGACCACGUGGGCGCAUUCGCCGUAUCCUGCGGGUUCGGCGUCGACGAGAAAUGCGUCGAGUACGAGAAACAGCACGACGAUUACAGCAUCAUCAUGCUCAAAGCCCUCGCGGACCGUCUCACCGAGGCCCUGGCGGAGGUCGUGCAUGCGGAUAUCCGGAAGAACUGGUGGGGAUAUGCGCCGGAGGAGGAUCUGUCCCCGGAAGAGAUGCUGCAGGUCAAGUACCAGGGCAUUCGGCCGGCGCCGGGGUACCCCACGCAGCCUGACCAUACGGAGAAGGAGACGAUGUGGAAGUUGAUGGAGAUUGAGAAGGAGACGGGGAUUGGGUUAACUGAGUCUCUGGUGAGUAGGAUGAGCCAGUGUAUUUUAUCACCGCCUUCGACUGGGAUCUAGAUUCUGAUGAUGUCCUCUCUCCCUCCUCAUCCACACAGGCCAUGACACCAGCAGCCUCCG